Suillus bovinus is the source of this 1871-nucleotide messenger RNA. RefSeq lists its product as uncharacterized. Bases 176 to 1729 code for a protein of 517 amino acids. The transcript has 12 exons. NCBI's taxonomy places the organism in Eukaryota, Fungi, Basidiomycota, Agaricomycetes, Boletales, Suillaceae. The record is from RefSeq and is a predicted model, not a curated record.
UAUCGAAAACCUAGUCACUAGUCUCGCUUAUAGAGGUCUAAGCAUUGGCACUCCGUAUCAUAUUACUGGCCGGUACAUACCAGCGUCAAUGACUUCUGCAUCUGAUUACUCGUUGCGACCGUUGGCACCAUCCACCAUACGACGGAAAAGAAGUCCAGCGCUUAGUGACCCAUUGAUGCAGUAUUCAUUGGCACCCACCCAUAAUAUUCAUACUCUCUAUGCCAGUCUAGCAAAUUCACUCUCAUCUUCAGAGAGCACUCCCAGGUCGCUGUCAGUACUGUCUGGACUCACCACCGGCUGGACCAGGAUACGACAUCCGGAUUUUGGCUCUUACUACUUUCACGAGGAGAUGAGAGUUUGCAGCAAUACCAACCAUGAAACGGGCGCCCUACGUAGCGUCAUCACCCAGUUACUUCGCGAUUUGAAGGAGAGGGCUCCUUCUGAUGCCGAUUCCGAGAUGACUAUUGUUCUGGACUUGAUCCCAUCUACCGUCAGCGCAGACCAAAGACCCACCUUCGGGUAUUAUUUUGCUUCUCAUACUCACAAGCGAGUCUUUUGGCUGGAAGAUUUCAACCUUGCUUGUUUAUCAGAAGAAUGCGAUGGACCUGUGGAAUCAUCUUCUAGAUGUGCUGAAACUCAGUACUGGAAGCAUUGCGAGCUGUUUCCGAAUACUCUCAACGUCACAGAGGUUGUCAUCCGUGAACUCAAGAGUAUCUUAGUUCAAGCAUCUGCAGAUCGCGUGACUUCAAAAUUCUCGACAUCGCCCUAUGAUGCAGAAAGUAUUUCGACCAUGUUAGAACUUGUGAAUAACAUCGAACCUCUGGGCAAGAGCAAGGAUGGGCGCUCAGCUUGGACGAUAGCGAAAUUCAUGAUACUAUAUCACAUCGGCAUCUUACGAAGUUCAUAUGGUCAAAACGACGACUAUUUCGACAUCGAGUACUCUGAGUCAAAUUCGGAACCUUACCAACGCUCUAUGCUGAUGGCGCUUUUGUCUCCAUUAAUGCUGAAGUCUGCGGAAGUCUACGCAGAGGAGUUACACAGCUUUCGAGACAAUUUCUCACUUGCACGGUGGAGGAAGUUUGUGAGCAAGGUGGAUAUCAGCAUCCGCGAUUCCAAUCUGCUGGCAACUGUCCUGCUUAGCACGAGCAUCGGAUUUUUGACAAUUGGAAGUGUGGACUCGAGGGGUGCGGAUGGUUCGCGGUCAGGGGCACAGAUUGUCAUAUAUUGCUCCAUCGUCUGCAGCAUUGGCAGCAUCAUCAUCGGGCUCAUUAUCUUCAAACAAUAUCGCGCAAAGAGUGCUGAUACUCCUCUGAGAGCGAUCAUAGUCUUGAAGCGGAUCCUCCGCGAACGGUAUGGUCUUGAGAGGCUUGCUGUUAUCUGCAGCCUGCCGUAUAUCUUGCUGAUGUGGAGCCUAAUUUUGUUUUCGAUUGCAGUUUUCGAGAUCACUUUCAAUAGUACAGAUGUCCAGACUCGCACGCCUGUUGCAGUUGCGAUAUCCUUGCUUUUGUUAUCAGUGUUUGGGUCUUUGUAUACAGCUGGACCACGAGAUAAGGAGGAGAAAGUUGUGGACCCACCCGAGGUCUCGAGUUGGAGAAUGAUAGGUCGACAGAUCACAGGAUUCAUUCCGGCUGCGUGCAAGCAAUUGCGGAAGCCGGCCCGGAACGACCUAGUACCGUGCGCAGACAAGCAGGGUGAUGAGGACAUGGAGACAGGUCUCAAGACGUGUUGAUUACGCUUUUCCUCGUGCUCCGACUUGAACGAGCCGAACAGUUACGACUGUUAUGAAACCCAUUGAUGUAUAUCAUUCUUGAAAAAUUAUGUGAUUUAUGGAAGCUAUCAUUCGGAUCUUACUCGAAAAGCUUCAAACCCUA